CGUGCCGUUUGGAGGUCGAGUCGAGGGGGCGACGUCUGUGCGGCUGACCGCUGUCUAUUAUAUUUUGCAGGAUUUGUGUCAAGGGCCACUCCAGAAGAUCCAUCACUUGUGGAAUACCUGCCCAUUAAGCUACAAUGGUGAAAAAGAAGCGCUUACGUCCCAUAGCUGAGUUUGCCCGUAAGGUGAGGGCAUAUCGAGAGCUCAAGUCCCAGCCGACGGUGUCCCAGAAAUAUGGUCUGGACUAUGAGACAAUGAUACGACCAUACACAGGAAAGAGACUACCGGUGCUGGCCUGGCAAGAUGUGCGUAAGGAGAACCACCUCUUCUCCCUUUUGGCAGGCAUGAGGCUCUUUGGAGUAGGUCGCCUCUUCACUCGCAAAUCUUGGCUGUUCGACCACACUGAACCCAGCUACUGGCAAAUAACCAAAGUUAAGGUGGACUACACAGCGGAGAAUAUGAACUAUGGCAGAGCAUGGGGACUCCUUACCCAUAAAGGGAAGCAGGAGACUGAGGUAAAGGAGGUGGACCGAGUCAUGUACCAUGACUGGCGCCUAGUGCCCAAACAUGAGGAACACAAGUUCAAGAACUUUGAGCCACUUCCAGAGCCGCCUGUACGCUAUGUCUUCUACCCUCCCCUGCUCCGGGCCAUGAUCCUAGCCCAGUUUCGGAAAGAAGGCCGCUUGGGAGCCGAGGAGCCAACUUUGCCAUUAGAGAGGGAUGUGGUGCUCAACAAAGACUAUUUCCGCAUGCAGGAACAGGAGAAGCAGAGGAAAGAGGGGACUGCUGUGUGAUAGUACUGAAGUCAGUGAGUCACCAGUGGUUAAGUUAUGGACCAUGUUAAUGUUGACAGAAGGAAGCAUAGGUGUUUCCUCUACCUAAUCUCCCUCACUAUCCAGCUAAAAAAUGAUGGACUUAAGUGACUUCUCUGCUGUCAUCAUUUAAAGCAGGACCCAUAUUGUUAAAUGUAACUGUGCUGCUGUAAAUAUUAAAAUUGAAACAAUAUG
This is a messenger RNA of Lampris incognitus (smalleye Pacific opah), 1004 nucleotides long. It is a transcript of the gene mrps34, whose product is annotated as mitochondrial ribosomal protein S34. NCBI's taxonomy places the organism in Eukaryota, Metazoa, Chordata, Actinopteri, Lampriformes, Lampridae. The transcript is spliced from 4 exons. The coding region runs from base 135 to 791 and encodes 218 amino acids. The record is from RefSeq and is a predicted model, not a curated record. Gene Ontology annotation, cellular component: mitochondrial small ribosomal subunit; mitochondrion. Gene Ontology annotation, molecular function: structural constituent of ribosome. Gene Ontology annotation, biological process: mitochondrial translation.